Molecule: messenger RNA, 4812 nt
Organism: Trichobilharzia szidati
Lineage: Eukaryota; Metazoa; Platyhelminthes; Trematoda; Strigeidida; Schistosomatidae
Source: the annotation of a GenBank genome assembly
AUUCAAGGUCUGGCGGGGCACUCCAGACUGAAUUUAGACUGCAAGAAGAUCCCUCAGAAUGCAUACGCCUUCUGAGCAAAAUGUAUACAUUGGAGAGCAAGUCAGUUCUUUUGCUGAUCAGAUGUCGACUCGAAGAUGUAAUCACCAUGCAGAUCGGACGUUGCAUUAUAGUGAAUUAGCAUCUAACUCUCUUACUCUCAACAGAAUGCUCAACCGUGGUCUUACACUUCCUGUUUCAGGAACAUGGUGUCCUGAUUUCAGACAACCUGACUACGUACUUCUGCAGCCUACCCCAAAAAGACGACGAACUUCUUCUGGAUCAGCAGGAUUUCCUCGUCGAUAUUGUACUUCAUCAAGGAAUGGUCAUUUUUCUAACGGAUUAUCAGUGCAUUCAUCUUCUAAUCUUCCCAAUAUGUGUGAAAUGACUAACCAUCGGUUUGUCAGAUCUUUGGAUGCUCGCAACCCUGAAAGUUUUCGUCAAAAUAAUGUUUUUGCUAACCAGCAUUCAUUACAGCAACAUUGGCCACAGGUACUACCGACAUCUCAGCAUCCUAAUCGUUGGCAAAAUGAACUUCAACAGGUCACUAGUUUAGUGUCAGUUGCUGCUGCAGCCGCAGCUGCGGCUGCUGCUGCGACACAAACUAGUACACCCUAUCAUCAACAGUCCUUCAUACCACCGGCUACAAAUGUGAGCUUUUCAGAGAUACCUUGCUCUAGCAGCCAAAAUUAUGUUGCAAUUACAUCAAGAGCCAGGGGUUUCACGCAAGCGAGACCUGGACUAACUAAGCGGCCAAAUUACCGGCUUUCAUUUUCAAAUGGUGUUGGUAGUACUAAAAGAAGAUCUGAGUUUACUGAAGUCAAUGAAACAAACAGUCACACUGAUGUAAAUGGCAGACAUUCGCGUCAAGAGCUGGUGGUUAAUAACAAAGGCAGAGAUCCUCAGUCACCAUCCUCUUUUUCAUCAGCAUUAACGUCUGCUGCACAUUGUAAUCAUCAACUAAAUUCUUCAGUCUCCUUACAAAAUCCCCUUAUUUCGCAUAAUGAAAACAAUAAUAUCCUGUCAAAUAAUUCAGAAAAUACAAAUAACUGUGAUGCAAUUGAAUGUACGGAGGUUGAAGAAUCUACAGAGUCGCUUGGAGCAGAUGAAAUACAUGCGGAUUGUAUGCAUCGUACAGUGGGCGAACAGUCUGAUCUUCUUACGUCUGAUUCUGAGCUGUCGUCUCAAAGCACUAAUCGCAGUGAUGUAUUAUCGUUUGCCUACGCUUCUGGAUGUAAUACUGCAGCUGUAGAAUCAAACAGUAAUAAUGCCAGCAACAGUUUUCUAGAAUCUGUUGACUCUCAGCAGCAGCGGCCCACCUAUACCUUAGAAUCUAAUAUUACAUCACAAGGUGAUCAGUCCAGUUCAACUGUGAUAAAUAAAAAUCCAAUAAAUGUCUGUUUCGAUGGUUUGAAUUCCAAUGGAUCUGGAGCUUUAAGACCUCAUCAUUAUGGUGGUGUGAACGAAAGUGUACAAUUCACACAAUCCUGUUUCUCACGUUCUGAGAUGAACGGAUCUACUGCAAGCUUUGUAGUCCCCUCGCCUACUUCUCAUCCAGAAGAAGCAACAGUUGUUGCCGCAGCUGUUGUCGCUUCUGCUGCAGCUCAUGCAGUUGCUGCAGCCGCUCAAGCUGUUUCAGCUGCUGUUCAUCACAGGAGAGCAUCAGAUCGUUCUGGACUGCAGACAUUCCCAUCACAGUCUAACAGUUCAGUUCUUAUGCAUGCUAUACCAAACCAAAGAAUUAUUGAUCCACUUGUGCAAUGUACAUCUCAAUCGCUUGAAUGUAAUAAUAACUGUCCGGUAAAUCAUUUAAUUUCUGAUAUAUGCAACCACGGUGAUCAUAACAAUCUGGUAGGUCAACAUGGAUUCAACUAUAGACAGUCGCAAUUCAUGUCAGAACCAUCUACAAAUAAUGUACUGAACUCGUUCAGUAUCCAUCCAACGUCGAUGUGUAACUUAUCUUCAUCUCAAGCUAUAUUUGAUCCUUCAACAUUUUAUUCAUCUCCAUCCACUGGUGGUGGUGGUAACACAGGAAACUUUGCCUGUAAUUCAGAUAUCAACUUACAUAUUCCAAAUAUCUGCACAGGUUUAGGACAACUUGCUUCAUCCUCCAUGCUGCAUUCAAUUAUACCAGCUUUUACUACCUCUGAUGGAUUAACACUCAUUCCAAGUACAAGUGAAUUGGUUGACACUUCUUCUUCUUCCUAUCCUUUCACAACAAUCUCACAUGUCACUAGUGCAACUGAUAACACAAUUCGAUUCACAAUGCCGACUUCAGGAUUAUCUGUAUCAGCACAGAAUUCAGCAUCGAAUUUCAUCUCUACUCCACUGGCAUUUUCAGAUCAUAUACAAUCAAAUAUGUUGAAUAACAACACCUUUUCAGCGCCAGGUAGUGCAUCGCAUUAUCAGUCAUCAAUUUAUUCUAAUCUGCCUACAGAAGUUGCUGCUGCUGCUGCUGCCACUGCCACUACUGUGUCUCUAGAUACAAAUAACUCACCUGUUAAUAAUAAUCAUCAAUUCACUGAUCUGAAUAAUCCAAUGAAUUUCCUGCCGAGUAUUGUUAGUCUAUCGUCAGCAACAACCGCUUCGCAUAAUGCAUCAAUUUCCCUUUAUCUACCUCCAUCAUUUUCUUCUGUUACGCCUAUACCGGUACUUCCAUUGAGACCACAGUUAUCAACUAUUGGCCCGUCUACACUAGCCACAACUCGUGGUGUCAAUACAUUGCUUCAAUUUCUCAGGCUUAUUCAUCAAAGACCUGAUUCGUACGCAUUGCCAUACUAUCCUUCUGCUAUGACUGCUACCGCUGGAGGUUCUAACCAAAGUGUUGUAGUGAGUGCUUCAGCAGGUGUCGCCAAUGGAACUCGAGUUGCAUCGGCUGUCACACCGCCCCUAGUACCACACCAUCCUAUUGUUCCUCCUCAGACAUCAUUAUUGGCUGGUUACGCAGAAAGUCGGAGAAGUGUUCAAACCAAUCUAUUAUUGGAUAAUCUACAGACAACAAUGCCGUCUCCAGUUAGUGUUCAGCCAAUUACUUCGGCAGCUGCCGCAUUAGCUGUUGCUAUGGCUGCGGCCGUUGCUCUUCAACAACAGAGCCACAGACAUGCAUCAUCAAAUGCUAUUUCAAUGCUUACUCCAUCCAGAGCUGCACCGACUCCUUCCAUACCAGUACCAAUCCUACACGCCCAUUUAUAUUAUCCUAGAAAUGUGGCAACAGUGCAACAGUUACAGCAUAAUGCUCAUCAACAAUGUUAUCACAGCCAUUAUGGUGGUGGUGGUGGUGGUGUACAACACCAACAUAGUAUAUCUCAACGACCCGCUUCUAUGCCCAAUUCAUCGGCAAAUGGUUUUGUCCCAUCUAAUUCUUCAAUCGGUCCAGUAUUUGCAGCUACUAGUAGUAGUGGCACAACCACUCCAGCUUAUCUAACUAGUCUGUUUCCCUUUCUAUUGGCUGUGCCCACACCAUCUACCUCAAACAACAACAACAAUUCAUCAGCUACGACAGGCUUUGCAGUUAAUAACUUUUCGGAAAGCUUAUUCACUCAUUACACUGAUCAUUCAGUUCGAUUCUCCAAUGGAAGCUCAAUUCUAUCUCAAAGUGUAUCUGAUCCUACUUCAGCAGCGACUGCUGCUGCUGCAGCUGCGGCCGUUGCAGCAGCUGCUGCCGCCGCUGCCAGUGUUGAUACUCUAAUCCACUUGGCAGUUCAGCUAGAAUCUACAACCAAUGGUGUUGGUGGCGGUCGUGGGCUUAGCAAAGAGGAGUUGGAAAGUCUACCGAUUCGUUUGUAUAUAUCUAAGACGAACUUUGCCAACAACAAAGAUUUCAAUGCACAGAAAAGCUAUUGUGAUGAUGAUGAUAAUGCAGCUUCUACUGCGACACACAUUACUACUACUACUAGUACUAAUGAAGAAAAUGAUGACAGUCCAUCUGAUGAAUAUGAUCGGUGCAUGAUAUGCUUAGAUGAUUAUGAAGAGAGUCAACAAAUUCGUCAAAUGCGUUGUUCUCAUGAAUUUCAUGCAGAUUGUGUGGAUAAGUGGUUAAAGACUAAACGUACAUGCCCUCUUUGUCGUGCAGACGCCUUUACGGGAAGUCAACGAAAGGAUGACUAUCUGUAAUAGAAGAGAGAAGAAGCUAGCUAAGAAGAAGAAAACAUUUGAGCACACAAGAGAAGAUGAAUAUUAAUUCCUCUCUUUUCCUCUUUUCUUUCUUAUAAUUUACCCGGUCGUUCCUUUGAUUAUUAUUUACUCAAAUUUUCAGUUUUGCUUUUUGGUUAGUGUAGUUAGUGGUAUAAUUUCAUCUAUAAGGAAAAUAUGGCUUUCAUUUUUGAUUUCUACUUACUGUGUUAUCACGUGUGUGUGUGUCUUGUGGGUUGAGUACACAUCAUGUUUGUUGAUGUGUUGUUGUUGUUGUUGUUGUAAAACACGGAUUCCUUCAUUUCACUACAUUUUUUUCCGCAUUUAAUUUUAUACACAUAUAUAAAUAAAAACAACAUACCCCUCCCCUUUUUUGUAUUGUGAAGUUUUUUGAAAUUUCAUAUAUAGUAUAUAAUAUAGUAGUCGUCAAUCUGUGAAAUUCUUCUAUCAAAUUUAAUUUGUCUAUUUAUUUACAUUUAUUUAUUUAUUUAUUGAUUAAUUAAUUUUGUUUCUUUGGGUUGCAAAACAAAUUCCUUACUCUACUCGAAUUGUGUUGUGUUUCCCUUUUUUGGCAUCUUCUUCCACUCACUCACACACACAUACCCCGUGUUGUCUAUUUCUCUCUCUCUCUCACUCCGCUCCCC